UAAGAGACACAUUUGUGUAUAGAAUUAUCACACGUUUCGAUAAACGUUGCACUUUGUCACUCAAAUACAGAAAUGAAUAUUACAAUGGCGUCUGUCGUUUACUUGAAGCGCGUCUAUAGAUAGUCCGUCAUCCUUUUCUUACAUAUAUCGACGCUGUUCACAGAGACACUGCUUUCAUCGACGAAUGAUCUUUUACGAGCAGAGUAGACUGAUAAGAAAUAUCCCCCGUUACCUUCACACUUUAUGUUUUGGAGUUUCUCUUUCGUGUGGACAAUUAGCCGCGCUUUUAAAUUUUCUUUGAAAAUGUUAAGUUAUUUCGUUGGAAAUAUCGCAAUAGUACUGCUAUGCUGACUUAUUGUACUUUUGCGCUAUUUUGAUUCAGAUAAACCUUGUGAUGAAAUUAUAACAGAAGAUGUUCACGACGAAUACUGUGCAAGCCGGCAGUAUUCCGACUCUGCAGUAUCAAGAGCAUCCAACUCAAAAAUCACAAGGCAAAAACAUGGAAAAUGUACAACAAAAGAACGCACAACAGACACAGCAAACCCAACAGGAAUUUCCCACAUUUUGUUACACAACCAAUGUAAAUAUGAUAGGAAAAAUUGGCACGGGUACGACCACUGGUGCUGGUGGGGUUACGGGUGGAGUAAACAUAGCGCAAUUGACAACAAGUGAUGACAAGACAUGUUAUAUAGCUCAACCUUUCUCCUACAAUUAUGCAUUAGUUAAUCAGAUGCAAAUUGCACCGAAUGGUAUUCAAAAUACUAUAUCCAAUAUAAGCUUUAAAUGUGAUGUCUGUGGUCUGAUGUUUGGACAUUUGACUUUACUUAAUGCUCAUAAAAGAAUACAUGCCCAGGACACAGAUAACAAUAUAACUGUGGUGGCGACAGGUGUCAGUACAGCUAAUGAAGUUACAAUGCCACCACACAUACAAAUUAUAUCUUCUGACCCAGCUGACCAGACACAACAUCAAGUGCAUAUUCAAGAGACAAAACCUGUUAUAAUAGAUAAGGUCCAGAAGUGUAUAACAUGCGGAGGUCCAAUAAAUAACAAUCCUAAAAGAAAAGGUCCAAAACUUAUAAGGUGUGAAAAUUGCAUUGCACAGGAUUCUGUAGAUCAACAGAGAAAUAGUCAACUAAACUCUACACAAUUAUUGGUGUCGUCGGAUGACAAUGUAAAGUUUGAAGUGAGCGGAGUGACCACAGUGCAGGCCGACCCGCUGGACACGGCCCAGACCAACCAUCAGACACAGCAGCCACAGAAACCUUUGCCAGGACAUCAUCCUGUGAAGAAAAGAACAUUGGCAUCAGUCACGAAAUGUCAGAACUGUAACGGUUCAGGAAUAAUAUUCAUAGGCGGCAAUAAGAAUAAACAUAGUCAAGCAGAUAUGGACAAACGAUUCCACUGUAACAUAUGCGGCGGUUCCUUCUCGAGGUACUCCUCCCUCUGGUCCCACAAGAAGUUACAUUCCGGAGAGAAGAAUUUCAAAUGUGGAAUUUGUGGGAUAGCCUUUGCUAAAGCGGUUUACCUUAAAAACCAUUCUAGGAUACAUACAGGAGAAAAACCUUAUAGAUGUAGUACAUGUGGUAUGCAGUUCUCUCAAUCUCCACAUUUGAAAAAUCAUGAAAGAACACAUUCAGGAGAGAAACCUUAUGUCUGUGAGGUGUGUGACAAAGGGUUCGCGAGACACGCCACACUGUGGAAUCAUCGGCGCAUUCACACCGGCGAGAAGCCAUACAAGUGUGAUACAUGCGGCUCGGCAUUCAGCCAGGCGGCACAUCUCAAGAACCACGCCAAAGUGCACUCUGGCGAAAAGCCCUUUAAGUGCGACAUAUGCACCGCCGCCUUUGCUGACAGGUUCGCUCUCAAGAGACAUAGGGGCAUCCAUGAUAAAUAUGGUCAAACGACUCCAUUACCUUCGCGGGUGCAGCUAAACCAGCAGGAACAAGGCAAUCAGCAAACAAGCGAGUCGCAGAGCAUGCAACCCGUCGUCGAAAUAGAAAUCCGCCCAGACCAAACACUUUGAGCCUAGCACACAUUACUUACCCAUUCAAAAAUAAAGGCUAAAUAACCAUAAAUUCCACUGCACUGACACUUGCAUUAGCAAAUAUUGUCUCUAUUUACUUUGUUGAAGGAAACUAGAGAAAAUAUGUGUCAAUAUAAGUUUCACAGCAGUGGAAACCCACAUUAAUAGUGUUAUAUGGUCAAUUGUAUAUAGAAGUUGUUAAAGGGUACAUGUUACUUAAUUUGUAAUUAAUAUAAUGUGCACGGUGCAGUUGUCACUGCCAUUAUGUUUAAGUGUGAGUCACGAGCAGUGUAUUUUUUUCAAAAGUGAUCUAUAGUGUGUUAAUAAA
Messenger RNA from Papilio xuthus (Asian swallowtail), 2351 nucleotides. Its product is annotated as zinc finger protein 665. Gene Ontology annotation, molecular function: DNA-binding transcription factor activity, RNA polymerase II-specific; RNA polymerase II cis-regulatory region sequence-specific DNA binding. The coding region runs from base 413 to 2023 and encodes 536 amino acids. NCBI's taxonomy places the organism in Eukaryota, Metazoa, Arthropoda, Insecta, Lepidoptera, Papilionidae. The record is from RefSeq and is a predicted model, not a curated record. Gene Ontology annotation, biological process: regulation of transcription by RNA polymerase II. The transcript has 10 exons.